AGUCAAAGUGCCACUCCCACCCCCGCCACCACCCCCACUGCUCCCACCACCCCCUCCUCCUCCCUUGCCGCCUCUACCUCCUCCUCCCCCACCACCUCCACCGCCACCACCGCUGCCCCCGCCACCCUCACCACCCUCGCCACCCCCACCCUUGCCACCCUUGCCCUUGCCGCUGCGGCGCUUCUCACUAGGAGCAGAAUCAGCACCGACCUCCUCAGCACCGAAGAGGUCAAUAGCAGCAGCAGAGGACUCGAAGUCUACCGGGUGACCCUCUCCGUCAAAGGUGAGAACAGUAGGGGUCGCCAUAGCAGUAGAACGGUAGCAGCAGCAGCAGCAGCAGCAGCAGCAGCAGCAGCAGCAGCAGCAGCAGCAGCAGCAGCAGCAGCAGCAGCAGCAGCAGCAGCAGCAGCAGCAGCAGCAGUAGCAGCAGCAGGAGCAGCAGCAGCAGCAGCAGUAGUAAGGUAG
Messenger RNA from Closterium sp. Naga37s-1, 465 nucleotides. The record is from the annotation of a GenBank genome assembly. NCBI's taxonomy places the organism in Eukaryota, Viridiplantae, Streptophyta, Zygnematophyceae, Desmidiales, Closteriaceae.